AUGCAAUUCAUUACUGUGACUAAGCCUGGCCAACGUGCUUCAGCCCAGACGACGCGAAAAGCUCACUCUCACGCAGCUCGUGUCGCCCAUGCACGGACACGAAAACAAAGAAUGGUGCACUACCAGGGCCAAAAGAGACAGCAAAGCGCAACAAGCCAUGAUGAACCAAAUAAUCUACCGACAGAACUUGGCCUCCCACAGAUCAGCGGACUGCAAAAGCUAACAUCUGUACCUUUCACAUUACCUGGCGAUUUCCAACCCAGUAACAUAAUUUAUUUUAUUAAAUCCCUCUCGACACUUGAGCACUCCAUCUUUAGUCAAUAUCUUCAAACUGUCUUGCCCUCCCAAAUUGCACAUUGCCCUAUCAUCAUGGACAUCGCAGAACAAGCAGCUGAGAUCAGAAGGAACUGGAUCUUCUUCGUUUCUACUGAUCCAGUUCUUCUCCGAGGCUGUCUUCUUGCAGCAUGUCGAUACUUGGCUCAAGUUGAGCUCCGUGAUGAGUACACAUUGUUGGCCAUCCAGUACAAGCAAUACUAUUUACAAAGCCUUCGGAAGGGACUCUCUUCGCGGACUCUUCCGUCGCGUCGGAAUGCGGUUGCAAUGACCACAGUUCUCGCGCUGGAUGAGAUUACUUGUGGAGAUCACCUUGUCGCUGCAAAACAUGUACUAGGCGCCAUGAAGAUGGUUGAGGAUGCCGGUGGGCUCGACCGUCUUGGGCUGAAUCAUCUUGUCCGUUAUGUCCUCUACAACCUCAUGUUCGGCAAGCGAUUAUCAGAAUGGGAUGUGGAUCUACAACUGGCCUCAACGCUCAUGACACCAGACUCAAUACUGCCCUAA
Fusarium verticillioides 7600 is the source of this 837-nucleotide messenger RNA. RefSeq lists its product as hypothetical. Bases 1 to 837 code for a protein of 278 amino acids. The record is from RefSeq and is a predicted model, not a curated record. The transcript has 3 exons. NCBI's taxonomy places the organism in Eukaryota, Fungi, Ascomycota, Sordariomycetes, Hypocreales, Nectriaceae.